Molecule: messenger RNA, 597 nt
Organism: Cladophialophora yegresii CBS 114405
Lineage: Eukaryota; Fungi; Ascomycota; Eurotiomycetes; Chaetothyriales; Herpotrichiellaceae
Exons: 1
Coding region: 1-597 (198 amino acids)
Source: RefSeq, a predicted model, not a curated record
AUGCCUUCGACUUGCAGGGCAAAACCCGCCCUCUUCCGGGGUCUGAAGCCCGUCUUUACCACACCACAACAAGCCUCGGCAACCAAGAAGAUCAUCUCAUCGGCGUGCUCGAGACCAUGUAUAUACUGCGACAUUUGGAAACUUGCCGCUCUGAUUGCAUCUCACUCACCCCUCUCGGCUCGUUACAACCUUUCAACUGGCACACCUACCAAUUCGCCCAUCUCUUCCGCUGCCUCCAGCCCAGUCUCGACAUCACCCUUGUCACGAUCACCCACGCCCUACUGUUCAAUCAUCAAGGCCUCCAAGAGAAUUGAUGCCCAAUUCCAGACUCAACGAUCACAGCUCAACUCGAUCUUGAGCAUCUGCGCCGUUGCGGGCGCCGAUGCUGAGGAGGGCCUCCGAAUGGCUCAUGACAGAUGUGCAUCGGCGGUUGAAGACCUGCUCGACCAGGAAGAGGAUCUCGAAGAAGAACUGCUCAAAAAUCUCGAGGACCAGCACUACGGCUGCCAUCGGUACAAUUACGCGUCCCAGUACAGCCAUCCCACAUCCUCGUACUCGCAAGAGCGAAGACCGAGCAUGGUGCGGGUCUCGCACUAG